Messenger RNA from Paramuricea clavata, 723 nucleotides. Lineage: Eukaryota; Metazoa; Cnidaria; Anthozoa; Malacalcyonacea; Plexauridae. The record is from the annotation of a GenBank genome assembly.
AUGUUGAACAUCCUGUCCGAAUGUUCUGCAACUGUGUGCAAGUCUUUACAGGGACUUGACUACAUCACUGCCAACGGAAGCAAAGCCUUUGAUGACCUGUGUGCUGCUGUGCCACGCCUUCAAAAGUGUGGAUCAGUCUCCAGGGAGUCCAAAGAUGAAUCGCAAAGUUUACUGAAAUCGGGUAAACAUUAUUUGAAGUCCGACUACAAGGUAAAGUGCACCAGAACAGUGGUAAUCCAUCUUGAUUUGUAAUUGUCUUAUAAUUAAUAUAGCAAAACUAAUAACUAUUUGCAGGUUCAUGUGUCGAGAUCGAGCACUGUAGCUGAGCACUGCAGCACAUUUUCUCUGAGUGAUGAAGCAAAAGACAAAUGUUUCAGUAGCACUUGCGACCAUACACACAAUGACGUGUGUCCACAGUGUGAAGCCCUCAACAAUGUGCUGGCCGAUAUUGGAGAUGUCUUCAAUAAUGAUCCCAUUGCCAUCGCAGAGGAUGAACUAGUAGCAUGUGGGCUACACAAGAUGCCAAAGUCAUGGAAAGGGCACCAACUUCGAAGCAUCACACAAGAUGAGUCUCGACUAGACGUUCUGAGGCGGCUUGAUCAGUCAUCGGUGCUUAUAACAAAUGACUGGGCAAUCAAGUACAAUCAUUUCUACCUCAGAAGUACAGGGAAUCACAGUGGGACUGGUUUGCAAAACGAGGGAUCUCCUGGCACAUCAGCGUAG